GCCACCGACCGACACCCACGUGUUCGAGCCAUGUCGACGCAUCCUCCAUCAGUCGUCGCGACCGUCAAGCUCAUGGCAUCUGUCUCUUCUAUCUACAUGAGCCUUAGCCCCAUGGGCGACAUGACUCGCGUCCGCGCCAAGAUCCCCAUCGACAUGCUGCCCAUACUCUGCAUGUUUGCCAACAGCAGUCUCUGGACAUUGUACGGCGUCUUGGUGAACAACUGGUUCCCUCUGGUUGCCACGAACGCCGUGGGCAUGGCGCUCAGCGGGUACUACCUCGUGGUGAUCUACACGCAUGCAGGAACCCGCCGUGGCGCCGCCGCAAAGAAGACCCUCGCCACGCUCGGCUUUGUUGCAAUUGCGGUGGCUUAUUCCAUCUACGGCACCCGCCUGCAGCUCCAUCACGUCGCGACCCAUGUCGGCUACACUGGCGUUGCCGUGAGCAGCCUCACGGUCGCCUCGCCGUUGUCUUCCGUCGGCACCGUGUUCAAGCACAAGUCGGCGGCAUCCCUCCCAUUCAAGAUGAUCACCGCGGGCAUCGCAUGUUCGCUUAUGUGGCUGUCGUUUGGCGUGCUCAUCGACGACAUGCUUGUGAUCGCCCCCAACAUUGUCAACCUCGUGCUGGGGCUCUUCCAAUUGUCGCUCUGCUUUCUGUACCCCGCCGCCGCGACCAAAACCGACGCCGAAUUGGAACUGCCCACGAAACCCUCCUCCGAGUCGACCAAUAAGUAAUAUGUAGCGUUGGGCCAGUAGUUAUGCAUACAGUAUAUAUACUACCCCAGUAGUGUACAUAUGUCGUGGUACCUACAGUAAUUACUGUUAGGUGAUUCUAAUAUACUACUGUAAUUUCUGUCCAA
Messenger RNA from Aphanomyces astaci, 857 nucleotides. RefSeq lists its product as hypothetical. The record is from RefSeq and is a predicted model, not a curated record. Gene Ontology annotation, cellular component: membrane. The transcript is spliced from 2 exons. Gene Ontology annotation, molecular function: sugar transmembrane transporter activity. Bases 31 to 732 code for a protein of 233 amino acids. NCBI's taxonomy places the organism in Eukaryota, Oomycota, Saprolegniomycetes, Saprolegniales, Verrucalvaceae. Gene Ontology annotation, biological process: carbohydrate transport.